Pelodiscus sinensis (Chinese soft-shelled turtle) is the source of this 2848-nucleotide messenger RNA. RefSeq names its product volume-regulated anion channel subunit LRRC8E. The record is from RefSeq and is a predicted model, not a curated record. Gene Ontology annotation, cellular component: cytoplasm. Lineage: Eukaryota; Metazoa; Chordata; Testudines; Trionychidae. Gene Ontology annotation, molecular function: protein binding.
UGGCAGGGCCCACCCAGCGCUGGUUAAACCCCACGCGGUGCCCGGUGCCUGGGUUGCUCUCAAGCCACGGAGCAGGACUCUGCAGCUGGCUGGAUCAGCUUUCAGCAGCCCUUUGAAAGCGGAUCCAGUGUCUCCCCCUGGCUCCCCCUCCCCGCUCAUAUCGAUGUCCUGGAUCGAGCUUCCUAUGACUCCGAUGAUCCCUGUAGCUGAAUUCAAGCAGUUCACGGACCAGCAGCCAGCCUUCAAGGUGCUCAAGCCCUGGUGGGAUGUGCUGGCCGAGUACAUCACGGUGGCCAUGCUCAUGAUUGGGGUUUUCGGCUGCACCCUGCAGGUGACACAGGAUAAGAUCAUCUGCCUCCCCAACCACGUCCCCGCCGGUGCUUCGCACUCUGUUGACACGUGCCAAAAUUUCGCCAGGAAGAGCCUCAACGCCUCGGAGCCAGACACAGCCCAUCCAGCCCGAGAGAUGAGUGGCCUGCGCAACAACCUGGACAUCCAGCAGUACAGCUUCAUCAACCAGAUGUGCUACGAGACAGCCCUGCACUGGUACGCCAAAUACUUCCCCUACCUGGUGGUCAUCCACACCCUCAUCUUUAUGGUCUGCGCCAGUUUCUGGUUCAAGUUCCCUGGCACCAGCUCCAAGAUCGAGCACUUCAUCUGCAUCCUCGGCAAGUGCUUUGACUCGCCCUGGACUACCCGGGCCCUCUCUGAGGUCUCUGGGGAGAACCAAGAAGGGUCAAGCCCAAAGAAGGAAGACCGGCCCCCCGCCUCCACUACAGCCGUCCAGUCCAUCUCUGAGAAGAAGGUAGCGGAGGCUCCCUCCGUCAGCCUGCUGGACAAGAAGGAAGGGGAGCAGGCCAAGGCUCUGUUCGAGAAGGUGAAGAAGUUCCGGCUGCACGUGGAGGAGGGCGACAUCCUCCACACCAUGUACAUCCGCCAGACGGUUCUCAAAGUCUUCAAGUUUCUGAUCAUCACAGCCUACAAUGGGGCCCUGGUGCAGAACAUCCACUUUAUCGUGCCCUGCAGCGUGGAGAUGGAAGACAUGACAGGCUAUGGCCACUUUUGCUGCAACCACACGAAGGCCCACCUCUUCUCCAAGCUGGCCAUCUGCUACAUCUGCUUCUUGGGUGUCUAUGGCCUCACCUGCCUCUACACGCUCUACUGGCUCUUCCACCGGCCGUUGAAAGAGUACUCCUUCCGCUAUGUGCGGGAGGAGACAGGCAUCAGCGACAUCCCUGACGUCAAGAAUGACUUUGCCUUCAUGCUGCACCUGAUUGACGAGUACGACUCCCUUUAUUCCAAGCGCUUCGCUGUCUUCCUCUCCGAGGUCAGCGAGAGCAAGCUCCAGCAGCUCAACCUCAACCACGAGUGGACGGAAGAGAAGCUGCGGCAGAAGCUGCAGCGGAAUACGCAGGGCCGCCUGGAGCUCCACCUCUUCAUGCUGCCCGGCCUGCCUGAUGCCGUCUUUGAGCUGACGGAGAUGGAGGCCCUGAAACUGGAGCGGCUCAAGGACGUGACCUUCUCACCACUGGUGGCUCAGCUCGUCCGCCUCCACGAGCUCUCCCUGCCCCUGGUCUUCCUACGGGACCACCUCAAAGUGAUGCAGGUCACCUUUGAUGAGAUCAAGGACAUGCCACUGUGGAUCUACAGCCUGCGUGGGCUGGAAGAGCUCCACCUCUCCGGCCUCUUCAGCCAAGACCUGGGGAGAACAUCCGGCCUGGAGAGCCUGCGGGAACUGAGGAACCUGAAGGUGCUCACGUUGCACAGCAACAUCGCCAAGGUGCCACCCAGUGUGACCGAUGUCUCGGCCCACCUGCAGCGGCUCUGCAUCCUCAACGACGGCACCAAGCUGGUGACCCUCAAUAACCUCAAGAAGCUGGUCAACGUUCGGGAGCUGGAGCUGGUCAACUGCAACCUGGAGCGCAUCCCCCAUGCCGUCUUCAGCCUGGUCAGCCUGCAGGAGCUGGACCUGAAAGACAACCAGCUGCGCUCCAUCGAGGAAAUCAUCAGCUUCCAGCACUGCCGCAAGCUCGUCUGCCUCAAGCUCUGGAGCAACCACAUUGCCUAUAUCCCCGAGCACAUCCGGAAGCUCAAGAGCCUGGAGCAGCUCUAUCUCAACCGCAACAAAAUAGAGGUCCUGCCCUCUCAGCUCUUCCUCUGCACCAAGCUCCGCUACCUUGACCUCUCCAACAACAGCAUCCACGUGAUACCCCCGGAGGUAGGUGUGCUCCAGCAUCUCCAGUACUUCGCCAUCUCCUCCAACUCGGUGGAGACUCUGCCUGAGGAGCUCUUCUUCUGCAAGAAGCUAAAGACUCUGAUGGUGGGACACAACAAGCUCUCCACCCUCUCUCCCCGCCUGGGCAACCUCUCCUUGCUCAGCAAGUUGGAGCUGAAAGGGAACCGUCUCGAGACCUUGCCACCUCAGAUUGGGAAGUGCCAGGCGCUCAAACGCAGCGGCUUGGUGGUGGAAAGCACCCUCUAUGAGAUGCUGCCCAUGGACAUCCGGGAGAGGCUGGAGAGUGAAUGAGAAGAGGAGACACUCAGCAGCAGGUACAGACUCUUUGGCCACCUGCAGAAAGACUGACGGACAUCUAGAGCUGGGAAGGCCUGGUUUGCCACGCCCCAGUGCACCUGUCGCUCCCAGGCCGGAGUUGCAAGGGCACCUGGGAGAUCUCCCAGCGGGACUCUUACCAAAGAAUCGGCCCCCCUGGCUAUGGCUAUGGGGGACUCACCUUUUCAUCCCAGUGCAAACAGGGACAGUCAGGGACCUGUACGGCAGGGCUGCCAUGCUUGAUAGUGGAUUGCGCGGGAGAAAUGACUCUAUUUAUACUUAUUUUUUAGUGUUAAC